Molecule: messenger RNA, 1732 nt
Organism: Athene cunicularia (burrowing owl)
Lineage: Eukaryota; Metazoa; Chordata; Aves; Strigiformes; Strigidae
Gene: SLC46A2
Product: solute carrier family 46 member 2
Exons: 4
Coding region: 1-1368 (455 amino acids)
Biological process (GO): transmembrane transport
Cellular component (GO): membrane
Molecular function (GO): transmembrane transporter activity
Source: RefSeq, a predicted model, not a curated record
AUGGUGGGGGUGACAGCAAUGAGGGCAUGGAUUGAGCCCGUGGUUGCAAGUUCCCAAGUGGCCAGCGCCUUCUAUGACACAGCGCUGCUGCUAGUGGUGAAGAACUACUACAACCAGACCAACGCCACUGCUCCAUCCCAUGCGCUGGAAGAUGCUCAGCAGAAGGCUGUCUCUAAUUUUUAUAUCAUCUACAACCUAGUCCUAGGCCUGAGCCCACUGGUGUCAGCCUACAGUUUGUCCAAGCUGGGGGACAGGCUGCAUCGGAAGAUCCCUAUCUGCUUCCCUCUUCUUGGCUACUUGGGCUCCAAAACUCUCCUGCUUCUCUUGAUCCUGCUGGGCUGGCCUAUCGAGGUGAUGUACGGGGCUGCUGCCCUCAAUGGCCUGACAGGCGGUUUCACCACGCUCUGGGCAGGCAUCAUGGCUCUGGGAUCCCUGGGGUCCUCCGAAAGCAGGAGGUCUCUGCGGCUCAUUGUUAUCGAGCUGGUGUAUGGCCUAGCUGGCUUUCUGGGAAGCGUGGCAUCUGGCUACCUCUUUGUUGGCUUCAGUGACUGCUAUCAAGAGGGUAGUGUGCUGGUGGGCUGCAGCAUCGCUUGCUAUGCUUUCUGCCUCCUCUACAGCAUUUUUGUCCUGACAGUCCCCAAGUCAGCAGCUUCCUGCCCCACCAAAGCCAACAGUGUAAAGGAGGUGGGCAGCCAGCUACCAGUCCACACAGGAGCAGCAGCAGCAGGGAGUUCCCAACCUUCAGAGAGAAGCAGCUCCACUCCAGUGUCCCCCUCAAAGCUUACCAUCAUCACACUGUUUGUGGCAGCAAUCCUCUAUGACCUCGCUGUGGUUGGUGCAAUGAACGUACUCCCACUCUUCUUGCUCAGGGAGCCUUUAAGUUGGAAUGCUGUGGAGAUCGGCUACGGCAAUGCUGCUGGGUAUGUAAUCUUCAUCACCAGCUUCCUAGGGGUAUUUGUAUUCUCCAAACACCUGAGGGACAUUACCAUGAUCAUGAUUGGAGUGGCAUCCUUCAGUGCUGGCAUCCUUAUCAUGGCUUUUGUGCAGUGGACGUUCCUGUUCUACAUUGCACGGGCAGUAAUGCUCUUUGCCCUCAUCCCCUUACCAACCAUCAGGUCCAUGUUAUCCAAGCAUGUCGAAGGAUCAUCCUAUGGUAAGGUGUUUGUCCUGCUGCAGUUGUCUUUAGUCACCACAGGAGUAGUGACAUCUACAAUCUAUAACAAGAUCUAUCAAAACACAAUGAACUGGUACAGUGGCUUCUGUUUCAUUUUGUCUUUUCUAGUCGGCUGCCUGAGUCUCCUCCCUUUAAGCAUCGUGGCUAUCAAACAACGUUCAACCACUGGGUCCCUACAGAUUCUGAGUGAGUGACAGAGGCUGUACCAGCUAAAGCAUCUUUUUCUCUUUAUCAGCUCUGAGCUACCAAUGUGGAAGGUUUGCCAAACAUCAAGCCCCAGAUAACUGCCUUACAGGAAGCAGCUCAUUUGUGUUUUCAGCCUCUCAACCACUGAGCAGAUCCAGGACUAAAAAGUUUGCCCUAUUAUUUCUGCAGUACAUCAUCUUGCAGAGUACAGGCAUUGGCUACUGCAUAUCAUCAGUCUUCAGAGCAGUCUUCCAGCAACCUGCUAGGCUGGUUAGCAAUAGUGCAGAGGGACAAGAACAGGGUAGAAAUGAAAACAGCCUAUCUAGAUACAUCAUUCAACAUGAAAGGGGAAAGCAGAGGAAGAGGUAGAAA